AUUCUUUGCUUCUGCACUCUUUCCUGUGCAAUCACAAAGAAUCCUCACCACCAAUUCAAUAAAUUAUUAGACAAUAAAUCAAUAAACAAGGAUGGCCGCCCCUCGUCAGGUUCUUGCCUUUGCUCUCCUUCUCAUCGCCAUUGCUGGGUCCGCCGCCGCCGCCGCCACCUCCCCGAGCAGCGCCCCCGCAUCCUCCCCGCCAACCGCCGCCGCACCCAAGAAAGCAGACACCGCGGCGCCGGCUAACAAUGUAGCCACCCCAUCGGAAUCUCCUUCACAAACGCCGCCGCCGACGAAGGCAGUCUCGCCAUCGUCAGCUGAGAUCGCCCCCGAGACUCCCGCUGCUGGGUCGCCGGAGGAGGAGCCUUCAUCACCACCGACCCCUGACAGCGUGGCGCCCGCAGCCGAAGCCCCGUCCGAUGCUCCUGACGCAAGCACCCCAGCGGAGGCACCCGGCGCAGAUGACGACAACAGCGGUGCCGCCGCUGCUUCGAAGGUCUCCGCUGUUGUAGGACUUGCUGGCAUCGCCGCAUUGCUCUUUUGAAUUCAUACAUAUGUAUAUAUAUAUAUAUAUAAUUAUAUAUAUAUAUAUGUGAUCGAUCGAAGGGAUAUAGUAUAUAUAUAUAAUUCAUGUUUGACGUUCAUUCGUUUGUUUUCUUCCUCAUGUAUGCAGUGGAAGAUGGAAAGAGUGAACCAAAAUUAUAUUUCAAUCUUUAACGACGUUUAGUUUUGAAUAACUUUGACCUUUCGC
Molecule: messenger RNA, 751 nt
Organism: Cuscuta epithymum
Lineage: Eukaryota; Viridiplantae; Streptophyta; Magnoliopsida; Solanales; Convolvulaceae
Source: the annotation of a GenBank genome assembly